CAUACCUAAUUUGUUUCACCUUUGAAUAUAUCUUUGGGAGUAAUUUGUGAAGUGUACGAAUUAUGGUAUAAAAGUGGCAAAAAGUAUACGUCCGAUGACGCUACCACAAGGGUCCAGCAGUGCGCUUAAUAGAAAGGGUCGUGUCUAAUGUAUGGUAUAAAACAGGGUCUUUUGGUUUGCAUCCUGUAGACACCAUGGACAACACGAUAUGUGAAAUAACACUGCUUCUGGAGGCGUUCAUAUUGGGCCUCAAUCGUGUUUGCGCCAGGGUGGGCCUAGUGCAAGCAAAUGCGAAUUCCGAGCCGGGCGGUCAGCUAGAUCACUUUAGUCUGGAUGAAAGAAAAUACGACGACCCUACCGCGGAAAAGAACAAGAUCAAUACAAGCCGCAGCGUCACCAACAAGCAAAAUCUCUCACAAGUACAUACGGGUGUAAACCUUUGA
Messenger RNA from Pyricularia oryzae 70-15, 443 nucleotides. RefSeq lists its product as uncharacterized. The coding region runs from base 195 to 443 and encodes 82 amino acids. The transcript is spliced from 2 exons. The record is from RefSeq and is a predicted model, not a curated record. NCBI's taxonomy places the organism in Eukaryota, Fungi, Ascomycota, Sordariomycetes, Magnaporthales, Pyriculariaceae.